CUCCCGGGAGUGGAGGGCGGGGUCUCUGCGCACCAUAGCUUCCCCAGCCUUGGGGUCUGACCCUGAGCGGCGGCCCUCAGACUUUGUUGCUCCUGGCAACAGCCACUUCCGGGAGCGAGUGCAGUUCCCCCAGCAACGCGAGACCCUGAGCCCCGGGUUCCCGCCUUCCAGCGGCAGUUAGUUUGUUGGUCGGCGCUGUUCGCCGCUCGUCCUGGGCCUACUCGCCGCCUCGGCGGGACCUCCGGAGCCACCAUGGUUCUGCUGCACGUGAAGAGGGGCGACGAGAGCCAGUUCCUGCUGCAGGCGCCGGGGAGCACGGAGCUGGAGGAGCUCACGGUGCAGGUGGCCCGGGUCUACAACGCGCGGCUCAAGGUGCAGCGCGUCUGCUCAGAAAUGGAAGAAUUAGCAGAACAUGGCAUAUUUCUCCCUCCCAAUAUGCAAGGACUGACUGAUGACCAGAUUGAAGAUUUGAAAUUAAAGGAUGAAUGGGGUGAAAAGUGUGUCCCCAGUGCGGGUUCAGUAUUUAAAAAGGAUGAUAUUGGACGAAGGAAUGGACAAGCUCCAAAUGAAAAGAUGAAGCAAGUUUUAAAGAAGACUAUAGAAGAAGCCAAAGCGAUAAUAUCUAAGAAACACGUGGAAGCCAAUGUCUGCGUUACCAUGGAGAUGGUGACAGACGCCUUGGACCAGCUUCGAGGUGCAGUGAUGAUCGUUUAUCCCAUGGGGUUGCCGCCAUACGAUCCUAUCCGGAUGGAAUUUGAAAACAAAGAAGAUCUGUCGGGGAGUCAGGCAGCACUCAGUGUCAUCACAGAAUCAGAAGCGCAAUUGUGGUGGGCAGCAAAGGAGCUAAGACGAACCAAGAAGCUUUCGGACUACGUGGGGAGGAAUGAAAAAACCAAAAUUAUCGUCAAGAUUCAGCGGAGGGGGCAAGGAGCUCCAGCGCGAGAACCCAUCAUUAGCAGUGAAGAACAGAAACAGCUGAUGCUCUACUAUCACAGAAGACAAGAGGAGCUCAAGAAACUGGAAGAAAAUGACGACGAUUCCUGUUUAAAUUCUCCGUGGGCAGAUAACACUGCUUUGAAAAGACAUUUUCAUGGAGUAAAAGACAUAAAGUGGAGACCAAGAUGAAGUUCACCAGUUGAUGAAGCUUUCUAAACUAUUAGCUCAUCUUUCUUUUGGCAAAAUAAUAAUAAUAAUAAUAACUAAAAAGGACACCCACAACUCUCUUGGAAAGUUGUUGAAAUUUCUGGUUUUCCUAGUUGUUUUUUCAGUUUGAAUGUUUAAAAUAAAAGUUAUUCAAGGUUUUAGAACUUAAUAAAUACAUCCUCGAAAGAA
Kogia breviceps (pygmy sperm whale) is the source of this 1332-nucleotide messenger RNA. RefSeq names its product cilia and flagella associated protein 298 (gene CFAP298). The record is from RefSeq and is a predicted model, not a curated record. NCBI's taxonomy places the organism in Eukaryota, Metazoa, Chordata, Mammalia, Artiodactyla, Physeteridae. Gene Ontology annotation, biological process: regulation of cilium movement.